Molecule: messenger RNA, 639 nt
Organism: Bradysia coprophila
Lineage: Eukaryota; Metazoa; Arthropoda; Insecta; Diptera; Sciaridae
Product: thymocyte nuclear protein 1-like
Cellular component (GO): nucleus
Source: RefSeq, a predicted model, not a curated record
UGUGACAACGAACGUAGGAAAAAGGCGCCAGUUUAUCUCAGUUUCUUUUAUUAUUAUUAUUUGAUUCGGCCAACCAGAGUAGCCGUUUAGGUCUCAUUAUUUUAUUGAAAUUUAAUUUGUUAUAAUUUAUUGUGUCUAAAAUGAGUAAAUGGAUUUUGAAAUCGGAACCUGAAACAUGGUCUUGGGACAGUCAAGUUGCAGAUAACGUUACAACUUGGGAUGGAGUACGAAAUUAUCAAGCGGCGGCUAAUUUAAAGAAUAUGAAAAUCGGUGACCUAGCAUUCUUUUAUCAUUCCGGUAAAGAGAGACGAAUUAUGGGAAUUGUUCGUGUCAUACGCGAAUCCUAUCUUGACAAAACCGAUCCCAAAGGUAAAUUCGUUUGUGUUGAUGUGGAGACGGUUGAACCUUUAGAAAAUCCGGUGACAUUGGCACAAAUCAAAUCACAACCGGACCUGAAGAAUCUUGCGCUUGUUCGUCAAAGUAGACUGUCUGUGAUGUCUGUUGAGCCAGAGGGUUGGGAUUUGAUAAUGAAACUUAGCAAAAUUGAUUCGUGAAACAGUGGGAUGACGAUGCCUGUGCUAUGUUAAUGUACAGAUCUGAGAAAAUGCUCAAAUAAAUUUCUUAUUUAAAUUCGACAAU